GUCGUUCCUUUUUCCUUUGACUCCUCUCUUAUCUUUCUCCUUUUAUAUCUCCUUCUGUAUUUCAACUAUUUCUAUCUCUCCUUAUUUCUCUCUCUAAAAAUUCUCUCUCUUAUUUCUCUCUCUGUAUUCUGUUUUACUUUUACUCUUACUUUGAAGAACAGAAGAUUGAUCAGAUUUGUCGUGGGUAUGAUUGAUGAAAUUGAUAACUUAUAUGGAUGUUAUUUCUUUUGUUGUAGCGAAGAAGAACAAGAAUCAAAGAUCAUAUCCUUUUCUUUUUCCUGAUUUGCAACAAGAUCAUUGAUUUUCUCGGUUUCGUCUUGGGAUUUGCUUCGUUUUACAUCUGAUUUCAAACCUGAUUUUUGGUCUUAUACCCAUAUCAUAUGGCUGGGAGUAAUGAAAUCAACGUCAAUGAAUGCAAGAAAGUAGUUCCACUAAACACAUGGAUUCUGAUAUCAAAUUUCAAGCUUGCAUAUAAUCUUCUGCGAAGACCAGAUGGAACAUUUAACAGAGAAUUAAACGAAUUUCUAGAUCGUAAAGUUCCGGCCAAUACAAUCCCAGUAGAUGGGGUUUUUUCUUUUGAUAUUGUGGAUAAAUCCACAAAUCUUUUAAACAGGGUAUACAUGCCUUCAUCUGGAAAUGAUGCUCAAUGGGGUGUUUCUGAGCUAGAAAAGCCUCUUAGUACAAAACAAAUAGUGCCUGUUAUAGUUUACUUUCACGGUGGGAGCUUUACCCAUUCUUCAGCUAAUAGUGCAAUCUAUGACACCCUUUGUCGCCGCCUUGUUAGUCUUUGCAAGGCGGUUGUUGUCUCGGUUAACUACCGAAGAUCCCCUGAGCAUAGAUAUCCGGCUGCGUAUGAUGAUGGGUGGUCAGCUGUUAAGUGGGUGAGUACAAGACCUUGGCUUCAAAGUGGGAAAGAUUCAAACCGAAAAGUUCAUGUUUAUAUGGCUGGUGAUAGCUCUGGGGGCAACAUUGCCCAUCAUGUAGCAGUCAAGGCCGCUGAGGAAGGUGUUGAGGUGAUCGGAAACAUAUUACUACACCCUAUGUUUGGUGGUGAAAAGAGGAUGGAUUCCGAGAAAACGUUAGAUGGGAAAUACUUCGUUACAGUUCAAGAUCGAGAUUGGUAUUGGAGGGCUUAUCUUCCUGAAGGGGAGGAUCGUGAUCAUCCCGCUUGUAACAUAUUCGGUCCAAGAGGACGCGAUCUUAAGGGUUUAAGUUUUCCAAAGAGCUUAGUCGUAGUAGCUGGUUUAGAUUUGGUACAAGAUUGGCAAUUAGCUUAUGUUGAAGGCCUUAAAGAAGCAGGGCAUGAAGUGAAGCUUCUAUACUUAGAACAAGCCACAAUUGGGUUCUAUUUCUUACCUAAUAAUGACCAUUUCUAUACCCUAAUGGAAGAGAUAAAGAACUUUGUGAAUCCUAACUGUUAAUAGUAGUCCUUAUCUUCUUCAUUCCCCAUUUACCUACAUCAUUAGAUCCUUCUUAUACAUGACAAAAACAGCUUUUGACAUUUUCCCUUUAGUUCCUUGUUUUUCCUUUAUUCUGAUUUCCUAAGUUGGUGUGUAGUUAAGAUAGAUUGUUGUGCUUAGACUGUUAAUUGGUAUAAACUUGAUACUCUCAUUUAUGGUGGUGAUUACCGAUUCGACUUUUAGAUCAAGCUUUUCUGCAAAUUACUAUCUCUAUCCUUGUUGCGAUCAAUCCGUUCAAUGAAAACGCAGAACUACGUCCAGAUUCCGGUUUCAUCAUCAGAAUUGACGGGAUUCAACCUGCUUGAUGUUCGAAGUUUUACAAAUCAACAAAGGUUGGAUUUCUGUGAUAGGGUAUUGUCAUAAGGUACUAAUUUUAGAGAACAUGGAUUAUGUGUUGCCUGGCUACAAUCCAUGCUGUUAAUGUUAUCAUAUACUGUUGUUAAUUUGUUAUUAGUUAUUAAUAUAAAGGAAACUUGUGUUUUUAUAUAAUCUUGGUAAUUCAAACGAUUAUAAUUCAGAACCAAAGAACUGAUGCUCGGAAAAUUCAUAGUUGAUAAAGAAAGUACAGGUGCAAAUGCAAUGGCUUUGUACUUGUGGUACAUUGUACAAAUUGUUCUUUUGAAGGAAUUGGAUGCUUGAGAUUAAGAUUUGUGUA
Messenger RNA from Amaranthus tricolor (Joseph's coat), 2115 nucleotides. Its product is annotated as gibberellin receptor GID1B-like. The transcript has 2 exons. Gene Ontology annotation, cellular component: nucleus; cytoplasm. Gene Ontology annotation, biological process: positive regulation of gibberellic acid mediated signaling pathway; floral organ morphogenesis; raffinose family oligosaccharide biosynthetic process. The coding region runs from base 381 to 1421 and encodes 346 amino acids. Gene Ontology annotation, molecular function: hydrolase activity; gibberellin binding. The record is from RefSeq and is a predicted model, not a curated record. Lineage: Eukaryota; Viridiplantae; Streptophyta; Magnoliopsida; Caryophyllales; Amaranthaceae.